Molecule: messenger RNA, 941 nt
Organism: Lipotes vexillifer (Yangtze River dolphin)
Lineage: Eukaryota; Metazoa; Chordata; Mammalia; Artiodactyla; Lipotidae
Gene: DCTN3
Product: dynactin subunit 3
Exons: 7
Coding region: 59-604 (181 amino acids)
Biological process (GO): cytoskeleton-dependent cytokinesis
Cellular component (GO): dynactin complex
Source: RefSeq, a predicted model, not a curated record
AUUUGGACGGACGUCCCGCCCUCUGGCUGUUCCUGGCUGAGGCGGGGCGGCGGGAGCUAUGGCGGCUGUGACAGAUGUGCAGCGGCUACAGGCCCGUGUGGAGGAGCUGGAGCGCUGGGUGUACGGGCCGGGCGGGUCUCGCGGCUCGCGGAAGGUGGCCGAUGGCCUGGUCAAGGUGCAGGUGGCUUUGGGGAACAUCGCCAGCAAGAGGGAGAGGGUGAAGAUUCUGUACAAAAAGAUUGAAGACCUGAUCAAAUACCUGGAUCCUGAGUACAUUGACCGCAUUGCCUUACCUGAUGCCUCUAAGCUGCAGUUCAUCUUAGCAGAGGAGCAGUUUAUCCUCUCCCAGGUUGCGCUUCUGGAGCAGGUGGAGGCUUUGGUGCCCAUGCUGGACAGCACUCAUAUCAAAGCCGUUCCUGAGCAUGCCGCCCGCCUGCAGCGCUUGGCCCAGAUCCACAUCCAACAGCAGGCUCUAUGGGGAGCGAGGGUCCCUAAUGAGGUGGGCAGUGGGAAGCGGGGGCUUUGUCCAACUCCCUUCUCUGCCACACCUUGGCUCCACAGGACCAGUGUGUGGAGAUCACUGAGGAGUCCAAGGCUCUCCUAGAGGAAUACAACAAGACUACAAUGCUUCUCUCCAAGCAGUUCGUGCAGUGGGAUGAGCUACUUUGCCAGUUAGAGGCUGCCAAGCAAGUGAAGCCAGCAGAGGAGUGAUGGCUGCUUCCCAUCCUAGGGUGGGCCAGGGCAGCCAGGCUCCAGGCCCUGUGCCAACCUGCCCUUGUAACAGGACAGAGCAGAGGCAGCUCUAUAUUUAUUGGAUUCACAGCCUACCAGUCUGCACUCAGGUGGGGCUCUGGGGUCAGAGGUCUGGCUACUUGAGAUUUGCUAUUUGCACCCCCUCCCCUCAUCAGUGUCCUGUUCCAAAGACAAUAAACUGUACAGAU